Oenanthe melanoleuca is the source of this 1499-nucleotide messenger RNA. RefSeq names its product transmembrane BAX inhibitor motif containing 4 (gene TMBIM4). The transcript has 7 exons. Gene Ontology annotation, biological process: negative regulation of apoptotic process. Lineage: Eukaryota; Metazoa; Chordata; Aves; Passeriformes; Muscicapidae. Gene Ontology annotation, cellular component: membrane. The record is from RefSeq and is a predicted model, not a curated record. The coding region runs from base 128 to 841 and encodes 237 amino acids.
GCGGCGCCCGCGAUCGACGCGCUCGGCGCUCGGCGGGGCCCCGCUGGGCCCAGCCCUGCGCGGCGGCGGCGCCCGCGAUCGACGCGCUCGGCGCUCGCCCUGCGCGGCUGCGGAGACGGGCGGCGCCAUGGCGGCGGAGCAGCGCUACCCGCGCAGCUCCAUCGAGGAUGACUUCAACUAUGGCAGCAACGUGGCCUCGGCCAGCGUCCACAUCCGCAUGGCAUUUCUGCGAAAGGUCUACAGCAUUCUUUCUAUUCAAGUUCUGUUGACCACAGUCACAUCUGCAAUUUUCCUAUAUUCUACUGGAGUGCAGGCAUUUGUUCAUGAGAGGCCUGCCUUGCUUUUGAUAUCUGGGUUUGGAUCUCUGGCUGUAAUCGUGGCACUGACUUUCUACAGUCGCCAUCACCCUGUUAAUCUAUACCUGCUGUUUGGAUUUACGCUACUGGAAGCACUGACAGUUGCCAUUGCAGUGAGUUUCUAUGAUGUCUCCAUCGUCUUGCAAGCCUUUAUUCUUACUACUGCUGUAUUUCUUGGUUUGACUGCAUAUACCUUACAGUCAAAGAGAGACUUCAGCAAAUUUGGAGCAGGCCUCUUCACUUGUUUGUGGAUUUUAAUCUUGUCGGGCAUCUUGAAGCUGUUCUUCUCUUGUGAGACGAUAGAGUUGGUGUUUGCUGCUGCUGGAGCUCUUCUGUUCUGUGGAUUUAUUAUUUAUGACACUCAUUUGCUGAUGCACAAAUUGUCCCCUGAAGAGUACAUAGUGGCUGCAAUCAAUCUCUACUUGGACAUCAUAAAUCUAUUCUUACACCUGCUGCGUUUUCUGGAGGCAUUUAAUAAAAAAUAGUCAAAGUGGUUAUGAUUUGACUACAGCACAAAUAAAGUUAAGCAUUUGGAUGAUCUGCAAACUCAGUAGUUCUGCCUUGUAAAGACUGAAUCUUUAUUAUGUCUGCAUUCCAUGAAUAUUGAUUCCUCCUUAGGGGGAAAAAUGGCUUUUUACAUAGCUACAGUUCUUCUCCAGACCAUGUAUUUUAUGUAGUUAACAUGCUGUCAUCAUUGCAGUCACUUUUUAAAUCAUUUAAUUUGUAGUGUAAUUAAUUAUUAACAUUUUGCCAGCUCCUGAUUGCUCCAGAGUAAGCUUCCCUGCUGUUCUCUAGCUGCUGAAAAUGUUUCCUUUGGGAUUGAUCAUUCAUUUAUGUAUCACAUAAGGGUAGCGUGAUUUUACCAUUGUGUAAUGUUUUACUAAGAUAAUUUUUAUGUUGUUGUUUUUGUUUGGUAAAAUGAAAUGCUGUCUCUGAUAGAGAUACUCUAUCCUUGUUAAGGGCUGUUGCUAGGGAAGCUGUGAGGGUGUUAAAACAAAGGGAAUGUUCUUGAUUUUAGUAUUAUUUAUUGCCUAUCUUCAGUGUUCUGAAAAAUCAUUUGGAGAUUGAUUAUAGCAUUUUAUCGACUUAUGUAUAAUAAAACUCACUGUGUGUCAAUAAAAAUUGGAAAGCCUGUUCUUGCAA